AUGAAUUUCGAAAAAUCCACUUCUCCCCGUAACAACAAUGUGGGCGAUAAAUCUGCUAGUCAAACUUCUUCAACAGCUACAACACCUAGUUCUAGUAAUAGUUUAAUUGAACCUUCCGAAGAUUCUACCUUAAACAAUGCAUCGAGCAUAUUUUAUGGAGGAGAGCGUGGUGGAUCUGGUGCCGAUGCGAGAGAUUUCAGCUUUCGAGAAUUAUGGGCGUUUACUGGGCCGGGUUUUUUGAUGUCUAUCGCUUAUCUGGAUCCGGGAAACAUCGAAUCGGACCUGCAGAGCGGAAUUGUAGCCAAAUACAGUUUGCUAUGGGUGCUACUUGGAGCAACGCUGCUAGGAUUGGCAAUGCAACGAUUGGCUGUGAAAAUUGGAGUUGUUACAGGAUUGGAUCUAGCGGAGAUGUGCCAUAAACAAUACAAAACUGUGCCUCGGUUGAUACUUUGGCUGAUGGUAGAAGUUGCUAUCAUUGGCUCUGAUAUGCAGGAAGUCAUUGGUACGGCAAUAGCCAUCUAUCUUCUCUCGUACAAACGGAUACCUUUGUACGUUGGCGUAUUGAUAACCGUAUUAGACACUAUGUGCUUUCUGUUUUUGGAUAAGUAUAAAUUGAGGCGGUUGGAACUAUUUUUUGGUUUCCUUAUUACAACAAUGGCGAUAUCAUUCGGUUAUCAAUACAUCAUCAGUGAUACACCACAAAUGGAAGUAAUCAAGGGCAUGUUUAUCCCUUGGUCAUCCGACUAUCGGCCCGGUACGCUAUUGCAAGCGGUUGGGAUAAUCGGUGCAGUUAUUAUGCCGCACAACUUAUAUUUACAUUCAGCGCUGGUGAAGUCUCGAGCAAUUAAUCGAAACGAAGUAAAAGAGGUGAAGAAAGCCAACCGUUAUUACUUUAUUGAAGCAUCAAUAGCGCUUGCUGUAUCAUUUGUCAUUAACGUGUUUGUAGUUUCUGUAUUUGCUCAUGAUUUAUAUGGAAAGACUAAUCAGGAUGUGAUCGACCGAUGCAGUAAUUCAUCAUUUUCGGAUGAUAUUCUACAAGCGUUUACGGCAAAUAAUGCUACAGCCGAUAUUAAUAUUUACAAAGGUGGUUUGGUGCUAGGAUGUUUUUACGGUGUACUGUCAAUGUAUAUAUGGGCAAUCGGCAUACUAGCGGCUGGUCAAAGUUCCACCAUGACUGGCACUUAUGCAGGACAGUUUGCAAUGGAAGGCUUUCUUAAUUUGCAAUGGGCGCGUUGGAAACGCGUAUUGUUCACCAGAACCGUUGCAAUAAUGCCGGCAUUUUAUGUUGCAUUCUUCAGCAGACUAGAGGAUUUAACCAAAAUGAAUGACAUUUUAAAUGCCGUCAUGGCUUUGCAACUUCCAUUCGCAGCGAUACCUACUGUCGCUUUUUCUUCGAGCGUGGCACUAAUGAAGAAAGAGUUCGUGAACAGAACGAUAGAGAAAGCCAUCUCCAUCACUCUCAGUUUUACUGUCAUUGGCAUAAAUCUGUAUUUUAUUAUAACCAAUCUGCAACAAGUGAAUUUGACUGCUUUUAUGAUAAUUGCCGUGGUCAUUUUCGGUACCUUCUACAUAGCUUUUAAUGUAUACCUUAUAUUACAUAUGAUGGUGAAUUUGGGAAACAAAUCAUUAGCAACCAAUUCACUCGUGAAACGGUAUAUCUUAGAUGAUGUUGAUCUGUUUUCAAAUAUGGCAACGAUAGAUAAUGGUUUAUGA
Molecule: messenger RNA, 1713 nt
Organism: Anopheles marshallii
Lineage: Eukaryota; Metazoa; Arthropoda; Insecta; Diptera; Culicidae
Gene: Mvl
Product: protein Malvolio
Exons: 12
Coding region: 1-1713 (570 amino acids)
Biological process (GO): manganese ion homeostasis; metal ion transport; response to manganese ion
Cellular component (GO): apical plasma membrane
Molecular function (GO): iron ion transmembrane transporter activity; cadmium ion transmembrane transporter activity; manganese ion transmembrane transporter activity
Source: RefSeq, a predicted model, not a curated record